Messenger RNA from Lolium perenne, 2809 nucleotides. RefSeq lists its product as uncharacterized. NCBI's taxonomy places the organism in Eukaryota, Viridiplantae, Streptophyta, Magnoliopsida, Poales, Poaceae. The record is from RefSeq and is a predicted model, not a curated record.
AUCCCAAUCGGCACGGAAAGCCGGCGGCCACGCACCCACCGCCCGCACGCACAUUUCCUCUAGCUAGCCUCAGCGGGAGUUCGCGCCGGACGAGUGGCCAUGUGCGGGAGCGGGAGCGAGAGGGGUCAUGGCGGGGAGGAGCUUGGGAGCGGCGCGCUGUCGCGUGGGGAAGACGCCGGAUGGGAUCGAGGCCCGGAGCUCGUGCGGUGGGAGCCGGGAGGCUGGCCGGCGGCGCGCGCACUGGAUGUGAGGCCGCCGGCGGGCUGCGAGUGCUGGAGGGUGCGAGCGCCGGCGGCGAGGGCGGGUGGCGUUGGACAGCGGCGGGGUGCUCCGGGGAGGCGGCAGGGCGCGGAGCAUUCCCGGCAGCGAGGAAAAAGGGCGCUGUUGGGCUCGUAGGCUGUAUGGGCUGAACGGGCUUUUCUUGGGCUUGGCCUAAAAGUUUUUGUGGCAAAAGCUUUUCGGCCUAAGCUUAUAUAGCCCACGGCCGCCCAUUCAGAAUCAGAAAAAAAACAACGGUCUUCUUCUGUCGAGCUCUUCCCCGCCGCGAGCUGCUCCGGCUCAAGCUCUCCGUCCAACUUCUCCAGAGCAGAGAUGGAUGACACGGGAUGCGAGUACCGUCAAGCUAGGAUACUCUUUAGCAUCUUGUUCACGGUGGCCCCGGAGGUCGCUCAUGACCCCAAUUUGGGGAAUCGGUCGGUGUUUGUGACGGGAGUGACGCGAAUCACGACUGUCAAUGAUCUUAUCAAGUUGUUUCCACUCAGUACGGACGGUGUGGCGGCAGCUGUCGUCCGUGAUUUCGACACCGGCGAGCGCGCCGGCUUGGUGGUGCUCGCCAACGAGGCCGACUGCGACGAGGCUAUUGCCAGUCCAGUGGUUAAAUGUCUCAAGGCUCGAGAUGUGCUGAUGGCCCACCCAGGGUUGCUUGCUGAUGCGGCAGAGGAUCAUGCUGGAAGGAGUGCUACUGCAGCUCGAAUUCAGUCAUUAAUUCCAGCCGCUUACGUGGAGGAAGACAGUUUGGUCCAUCUGCGCUGCCUGUUUCUGAUCGGGGAGUACAAACUGAAAGAUCUGGAUGAGGAGCCGCUGCUGGCGAAAGUAAGCGUCUGUGCCAUCGUCACGUUCAAGGAGCUUGCCGUCCUUGUGUAUGAAGACGCAGUCACUGCCGAAAAGGUGGCCAGGAGCUUGGCAGAGAGCGGCCAAUUUAGGAUCUAUGACUCGACCAUGUUCCCCUUGAGGGACAUGGCUGGAGCAGCUGCCGGCGACCACCAGCUGCGAGGUAUCAUCCCCAGCUGCUUCACCCAGCCAGAGUACUUGGGACGUAUUGUGCUGUUCAAAGGACUGAACACAGAGAACUGGGAUGCUCGCGAUGUCGCCCGCUAUGUCAACAAUGGAAUGGGGGGCCUCGAGGCUUUGAUCCUCCACCGGAGUCAGGACUUGGUUUUUGGUGUGUUCAGUAAUACACGUAAUGCUCGCCUUCAGCUGCGUGAGACAGAAGAGACAUGGAUCAGUAUCUUUGGACUGCCGCUGACCUGUGAGAUCCUGGACGAUGAUGAGCUUUUUGCCCCACAGGAUGAACCUGUCGUCGCGCAGCAUCCCAUGGCGCAGAACGAGCCUUUGGUUGCGCGGGAUGAGGAGGACGAGCAGGAGCUCGUGGCGCAGAACGAGCCUUUGGUUGCGCCGGAUGAGGAGGACGAGCAGGAGCUCGUGGCGCAGAACGAGCCUUUGGUUGCGCCGGAUGAGGAGGGCGAGCAGGAGCUCGUGGUGCAGAACGAGCCUUUCGUUGCGCCGGAUGAGAAGGAGCUCGCCGAGGAGGACGAGCAGGAGCUCGUCCUGCAGAACGAGCCUUUCGUUGCGCCGGAUGAGAAGGAGCUCGCCGAGGAGUACGAGCAGCAGCUCGACAUCCCUGCAUGUAGAAUUAACACACAAGUGCUCCGCCUGUCUACCGAGCUUGUAAAGUCCCGGAUCAACAGGGAUAUUAAGGCCUGUGCACCUGAUGAGGUCGAGAGGAUUGCUGAGGGCCUCAUCGAGUUGACUGUUUUUUCCCAGCCGUUCGCUGUCCGAUACAGCGAUUUCCCGGACAGGGCUGUGCUCCUGCUAGGGAUUCAGCCUGACAGGAGGGAGGAUCAGCUUGGCGCAGCAUUGAGGGCAUACGCUGGGCCUCAUGCCCUCGCUUUCUCUUUUGAGCAAGGUGCCGCUCUGGUUCUUUUCGAGAAGUUGAGCUCGGCCUCCGAGUUUAUGCAGAAUCGCCUCCGGAGCUGCUGGAGCCUUGACGUUGGCAACUGCCAGCGAGUGCCUGGAGCUGAGCGUUCCGCAGAGAUAGCAGACAAGGUAUAUGCAGAGCUGGACCUGUUGUACGAUACGCUUAUGAGAUGCGUGAACUUCGGGCUGUGACCUGUUAGAGUUUCAGCUAUUAUCCGUCCAUUCUCUACCUGUUACAGGAUUGCAGAGGUUGACCCAGAACUCGAUUAGGUGUAGAUUUGAGCUGUGACAUGUUGGAGUUUCAGCUAUCCAACGUCCAUUCUCUACUGUUGUAGUUACAGGAUUGCAGAGGUUCACCAGAACUCUAUUAGGUGUAGAUUUGAGCUGUGACCUGGUAGACCUUCAGCUAUUCUCUGUCCAUUCUAUACUGCUGCAGUUACAGGAUUGCAGAGGUUCACCAGAACUCCAUUAGUUGUAGAUUUUCAUCUUCUUUACCAUCUCUGAAACAAAGUGUACAAUGAUACCGAUACACAUUCUGCUGAUACAGUGUAAAUUGCUUGUUCAUUUUUCCAUGUCUGCCAAACUCGAUUGAGGUGCAUAUUUGUCUCUUUUA